AUGGCAACAAUUGUUCCAAACUCAACUAACAAUACAAUUACAUCCACUUCGAGUGAAUUGAAUGGAAAUAAAAAGACUGACACCGCGACCGUCAGUGAUUUAACUGGUGACAACGAGAAGAAGAUUACAAUCAAACAACAUCAUAAUGAUGAAGAAAAUCUUACGGACACAACUUCUGAUCCAAUUAUUGUAUGUGAAGCACUUCGUCAACAAAACGAUGCACUUCGACAAGAACUUCACGAUAUACGACGGGAAAUGGAUGAGAUUACUGAUCAAUUUCGUACGGAAGAUGCCGAAGAAUUCAAACAAUUACAAGCAGAAUUGGAAAUCGCUGCUAAAAAUUGUCGUAUUCUUCAAUUCAAAUUACGUAAAGCUGAAAAACGAAAUGAAAACAUUGAAGCUGAAAAGACAACAUUGGAAGAAAGUCUUACGGACACAACUUCUGAUCCAAUUAUUGUAUGUGAAGCACUUCGUCAACAAAACGAUGCACUUCGACAAGAACUUCACGAUAUACGACGGGAAAUGGAUGAGAUUACUGAUCAAUUUCGUACAGAAGAUGCUGAAGAAUUUAAACAAUUACAAGCAGAAUUGGAAAUCGCUGCUAAAAAUUGUCGUAUUCUUCAAUUCAAAUUACGUAAAGCUGAAAAACGAAAUGAAAACAUUGAAGCUGAAAAGACAACAUUGGAAGAGAAAAUUCAUCAAUUAAGUCGCGAUAAUUAUCGUGUCCGUGAUCUUGAUGAAGAACUAUUAAUCGCAAAAGAAGUUAGUGUUCGAUUACAUACUGAAUUAGAGAAAAGCGAAGAAUCAAGAAUGAUAACAGAAAAAUUGAAUUCGGCUUUGAAACAACAUUUGGAUACACUCAAAGAAUCAUUCGACGACAAACUUUCGAUUAACACGAAUGAUGAUUAUCAUUCAUGGCAAUUAUCUGUUCAUUUAUACGAAUCACUUUUUCGAGAAUAUGUUCUCAUGGAAGAAUUAGCAUGGUUCAAUUCAAAUGUAAAUAAAACCAAUCUUUAUUUGAAAUCAUCGACGAAUGUUAAUGGACAUGAUAUCUCAGACUUAAUGAAUGCAUAUCAACAGAAAAUUUCCAUACUUAAUGAUGAAAUGACUCAACUUAAACAAGAUCUUACCAGUCGCGAUAAUGAAAUCUCUCAAUUGCGCAUUCAAUAUAAGAUAUUAAAACAGCGUAGUCGGAGUGUUGACAGAACGUCCAAUGGUAACAAUAAUAAUCAUGGCAAUGAUGACGGAAAUCGAUCACGGCGUGGCGUGAGUGUUGACGGAGGAGGAAAUCUUCGAGAACAAUUGGAUGCUUCAUUUGACGAAAUUCGUUUAUUAAAAAAUAAAUUGCUCAGAUUAGAAGACGAACUGAACAACUCAGUCUUGGAGAAAGAAACUCUUUUGGUUAAACUCGAUGAACAAUCGAAGCAAAACGUUGGCGAUGCAAUUAACGAAGAUCUUCAAUUAUUUACUGAUAAAAUUAACAAUCUAAUCACGUUCAUCAAAGAAAACAAACUUGACGACAAGAUUCUAACUGAUCUACAACAAUCUCUACGACCCAAUCGAUGGAGUAAACAAGCACCUGAAGAAGAUGUUUCAACAACAAUUAGCAAAUCGAAUCAACAAACAUCGACGAUUGUUCACCAAGCAAAUGAAUUUCUAAGUCUUAUCCAAAAUAAACAGGAAGUUCUCGAUAAAAUCCGCUAUCGAUUAACAAAUUUAACUUAUGAUGCCAGUGAUACUUGUACACUCCUUGAAGAACUCGAUAGUACUAAACAUGAACUCGAAGAUACUCAACAGAUCUGUCAUCAAUUACAGACAACUAUCGAUAACAUACAGUUAUCAUCGAAAAAAGUCGAAGAGCAAUUGAAAGCUCAAAUUACGGCGACUCAAACAUUGGAGAAGAAUCUUGAACAGCAGAAAACGGCCAAUAAUGAAUUGCAAAAAGAGAACACACGGUUAGCAGCAUUGAACGCUAAACAAGCACAAGAUACUCGACAUGUUGAACAAUUACGUCAAUCGAUCGUUACAUUCGAAAAGAAACUUGACCAAAAACAAACACGUGUCAAUGAACUAUCAAUGAAAAUUAUCGAAAAGGAAGAUAUUAUUGAAACUAAAGUGAAAGAAUGCCAAAAGCAUCGAAUGGAAUUACGUGAAUUAGAAGAGAAGUAUUACACACUUGGUAAACAAUUGGAAGAACAAAUUACAUCCAUGGCCAAAGAGAUGGAUAAGUUAAAUAUGGAAAAAGAAAUGUUACGAUACGAUCUGGAAACUCUACGAUUAAAUCAACAAAGUGAACGACCAAAAUCAUUACUGGUAGAAGAUGAAAUUGCGCGCGUGAAAGCGGAAUGUCGACAACAGAUCAUUGAUGCUGAAAUAGAAUCGCACAAACUUCGUCUGAAUCAAUCCAACAAUGAAAAGGAUGAGUUAUUGAAGAUCAUCAAAGAUCUGGAAAAGAAAUACAAAGAAUUACAAGUUAAAUACGAUGCUGAUGGACAUGCAUGGGCUAGACUGAAAGCAGACAUGGCGGAAAAACAACGCAAAUAUGAUGAAAGUAUCAAAUUGAAAUCUGAACUGCAGAAUGCGGUUGAUCGUCUCCGUCAGAAAUUAUAUGAUCUUGAACUUCACAGUCAAGAAAAACAAAAUAAAUAUAAUAUCGAUAAGCAACAAUGGGAAAUACAACGAGUUGAAUAUACUGGAAAGAUUAACGAAUUGGAAGAACAAUUAUCCAAAGUAACAAAACGUCAACGAAAAGAUCUGGAUACUGU
Molecule: messenger RNA, 2765 nt
Organism: Adineta ricciae
Lineage: Eukaryota; Metazoa; Rotifera; Eurotatoria; Adinetida; Adinetidae
Source: the annotation of a GenBank genome assembly